AUGAGCAACGACGACGUGUGGGGGCUCGUACAAGGGCGAUACGACGCUGCAGCCCUCGAGAGGCUCCUCGCUGGCAAGUCCAUCGCGUCCAUGGAGAUGGACGGAUGGACCCCGUUGCAUUAUGCCUGCGACAACCGCUCGGUCACAAGCCUGCAGCCUCUUCUGGCAGCCGGAGCCAGCGUCCACGCCGUCGACGAGACCGGUUACACGCCCCUGCACUUGCUUUGCAAGAACAGCGAGAUCAACGCGAAGGCACUCGGCGAGCUCAUCCAAGCUGGCGCUUUGGUCGAUGCCACGUCCACGGACAACAAGAAGUCGACGCCAUUGCACUUGCUAUGUAUGAACGAGAACGUCAGCGUAGCACUUUUGCAGGUGGUUAUUUCGGCACCGGGUGCCACCUUCGUGAACGCGACGGACGGCGACGGCAACACGGCGCUGCACUAUCUGGCGUCGAACCAUGCGCUGCAAGACGACAUGUUCUUACUUGCGCUGCGAUCGGUGCCACGUGUUGGCGGUGUAAUGACCCAGAACCACUUCAAGGCAACUGCGCUCCAUUACCUCUGCCAGAAUGCUAAAGUCUCGCCAGCAAUGCUACAUGCAAUGCUCCAUCGACCAGGUGUCAACCCAAACACGCAAGACAACAUUGGCAACUCGCCCCUCCACGUGCUGUGCGAAAACAGUCGUGUGACUGUGGCCCUGCUGCGCGAGUUCAUGGCCACGGACGUACCGGUGACUAAUACGACGCUGGCCAACACUGCUGGGAAGAGACCGUUUGAUGCGUUGGCUGCCGAAGAUUGCAUCGCGUACGGACAAACGUUUGCGCCACAGCACGAAGCAAUCCCGUCUGCAUCGUCGACGUCGGGUGGCGAAGAUACGUCCGAGCUGCAAGGUCCGCUCCUCGCCAAGGUGACGGCGUGGAAUGCGACCUUGCCGCCCUUUGACGACGCAUUUUACGUCGCUGUCUCGUGCGAGCCUGCAUUUGAGGCCACAUACGAGCAAGUGCAAGAGCUUUCCGUGGCGUUGCAAAGCGCGAUGACGACGCUCACGGCGUGGGAAGCCAAGAUGGCCGAGUGGCGGCAAUGCGUCGUUCUUGCCUUCGUUGCGCUGGUGCAUCCGUCCAUGUGGGCGACGUACGCAGAGUCUUUCCGUCGCCCUCUGCCUCUGGAUGUCGUCAAGCUUCGGCCGGCCGUCGAGGCCAUCUGGCAACGGGCACCCACGGACCGUCGCGAGCGCUUUGGCGCGAUUCGCGAGCUUCUCCGCUGA
Messenger RNA from Saprolegnia parasitica CBS 223.65, 1263 nucleotides. RefSeq lists its product as hypothetical. Lineage: Eukaryota; Oomycota; Saprolegniomycetes; Saprolegniales; Saprolegniaceae. The record is from RefSeq and is a predicted model, not a curated record. The coding region runs from base 1 to 1263 and encodes 420 amino acids. The transcript has 5 exons. Gene Ontology annotation, molecular function: protein binding.